Molecule: messenger RNA, 956 nt
Organism: Varanus komodoensis (Komodo dragon)
Lineage: Eukaryota; Metazoa; Chordata; Lepidosauria; Squamata; Varanidae
Exons: 4
Coding region: 67-813 (248 amino acids)
Cellular component (GO): membrane
Source: RefSeq, a predicted model, not a curated record
GUGGUAACCUUAGUAAGUGUGACAUUUAGUGGGCAGAAUGUGAUCUCCUAUUCUGAUGCAACACAAAUGCACAGAGGCACUUUUGCUGCCCAUAAGUUUGGAGCAAAAGACACAAGCAGAAAGGAUAUACAUCUGGUUAUGAAUCAACACACUUUGAAAUUUUAUGGCUGGGCAGUGCCCCCUCUUCUGAUCUUGGUGGUGGCUUACCCUGCUGUUGGAAAUGCAAUGCGGGAGAACACCGCCAUUUUGAGCAAUGGAUCUGUCACUACCCACACUAUUACAUUUGACACAAAAAGAAUAAUGACACCUGAGCCAUGGCAUCCGUUUGUGUCUCAGACGCCAGACAAAGAGAAAGCCAAAGAGGGUGAAACAGUGGUCCUCGGAUGCCAGUUCCACAGCUUUCAUGGCCCAUCUUUGAAUAACCUAACAGUGAAGUGGUACAAGGAAGAUGAAAAGGGGCAGAGGGAUCUUCUAGAGAACAAUGUCACUGUCUUGGCAAACAGCACCAGAAUGCUCUUAACAGGGAAUUUAUCCAAUGGCAAUGCAGCUUUGACUAUCUUAAAUGUGACAACGGGCGAUCAUGGCACUUAUUUCUGCCAGGUGAUUCUUUCUAGCGGAGAAGUGGUGACAGGCGAUGGCACAAAGCUCAGGAUCCGAAGAGCACUGGGACUGUUUGGCAUAGAAGAAUCCAUUGGAACAAUCAUUGGAGUGGUGGGAGCUGGUCUUGGCGGUUUGGUAGUUCUGAUCGUAGUUUUAACUCCACAGCUGAGAAAAUGUCUUCCAUGUGCUAAAGCAACAUCCCACCAAGCAUAAUUUGGAUAAUAUGAUUAAAGAAAAAGAAGAUGUACCAAGAAUAAUAUUGUUUUCUGAAUGUAACAAAAAUGCCAGUGGUUCAUGGGUCUUCCAUGUUUUCUCUCUCUAUAAUUAUACUAAAAACAUCUUAGUAUCAUAAAACA